CCCGAUAAUUUCAAACAUCGCGACCGACAUUUUCUCUUCUUCUUCUUCUUCUUCUUCAUCUCCGGCAACAAUGGCGAUCUCCGGCGAUGUAAAACUCCUGAGCUUGUGGUCGAGUCCGUACGCGAUGCGAGCAAUGAUCGCUCUAGGAUUAAAAUCCGUUAGCUACGAGCUCCAAGAGGAGAUUCUCGCGUCCAAGAGCGAGCUUCUUCUCCGAUCCAACCCUGUUCACAAGAAGGUCCCAGUUCUGAUCCACAAAAAUAAACCGGUUUGUGAGUCUCUCAUCAUCGUUGAGUACAUCGACGAGGUUUGGAGCUCAUCUGGCCCGUCCUUUCUCCCCUCAGAUCCGUACGACCGAGCCGUCGCUAGGUUUUGGGGUGCUUAUAUCGACGAAAAGUUUUUCGCCACUUUGAGGGAGAUCCUAAGGGCGGAGGGAGAAGAGGCGAAGAGGGCAGCCAUGGCUAAAGCAGAAGAACAGUUAGCCCUUCUGGAUAAGGCGUUUGCAGAGAGCAGCAACGGAAAUCCGUUCUUCAAUGGUGGUCAUAUCGGGUAUGUCGACAUCGCCCUCGGAUCUAUACUGGCGUGGGUGAGUGUCAUAGAACUGGUGUUCGGCCGUACGCUCGUGGACGAGACCAAAACUCCGGUCCUGUCCAAAUGGGCAGAGAGGUUCCGCAGCGAUCCUGUCGUCAGAUCGGCCAUGCCCGAGACCGAGAAGCUGGUCGAGUACGCGAAGAAGGUGUUCCCCAAGCUGUUGCCAGCUUAACUUGAGGUGCUGGAUUUUCAUAUAAAUGUGGUUUUAGAGUAAUACUUUUUGCUCCAAAAAAGAGUCAAAAGGGGUCGUUUUUUCGAUUCAAAAGGAAAUUAGGAAAAAAAACAUGUAAUUUUAUUUUGAGCGUUCUAGUUGAACUCUUUCUAUUUCAAAAUAAAAUCCGAAAAUUUUAAAACCGUCU
Messenger RNA from Tarenaya hassleriana, 947 nucleotides. Its product is annotated as glutathione S-transferase U17-like. Gene Ontology annotation, cellular component: cytoplasm. The record is from RefSeq and is a predicted model, not a curated record. Bases 71 to 760 code for a protein of 229 amino acids. Gene Ontology annotation, molecular function: glutathione transferase activity. The transcript has 2 exons. Gene Ontology annotation, biological process: glutathione metabolic process. Lineage: Eukaryota; Viridiplantae; Streptophyta; Magnoliopsida; Brassicales; Cleomaceae.